Ramularia collo-cygni is the source of this 1818-nucleotide messenger RNA. Its product is annotated as related to glucan 1,4-alpha-maltohexaosidase precursor. Bases 1 to 1818 code for a protein of 605 amino acids. NCBI's taxonomy places the organism in Eukaryota, Fungi, Ascomycota, Dothideomycetes, Mycosphaerellales, Mycosphaerellaceae. The record is from RefSeq and is a predicted model, not a curated record. The transcript has 3 exons. Gene Ontology annotation, biological process: carbohydrate metabolic process.
AUGUCUGGCGAAUCUGCAGCAACGCCGGAGAACACGCUCUUCUUCCAAGCAUUUGAAUGGCACACAGCCUCGCAACCCCCUCCACCCCACGAGACACGCUCGGAAAAUUCGCAUUGGAGCCGCCUAGCUAGACUUGUACCCAAGUGGAAAGAGCUGGGUGUGAGUUCAAUCUGGGUUCCGCCAGGCUGCAAAGCCAAUGCACCGCAAGGGAAUGGUUACGACUGCUACGACCUGUGGGAUCUGGGUGAAUUCGAUCAAAAGUGGACGAGAAGUACAAAAUGGGGUUCGAAAGAAGAGUUGGAUGAGCUCGUGAGGGUUGCUGGAGAGGUCGGAGUGGACGUGGUAUGGGACACUGUGUUGAACCACAAAACGGCUGGUGACAGGACGGAUGAGUGCUGGGCUGUGGAGGUCGAUCAAGGAGAUCGCAGAGUCGAAACAUGUGCUCCCCGCAAGAUUGAAGCUUGGCUGCGAUAUGACUUUCCAGGACGUGAACGGGACGGUAUGAAGUAUUCCUCCAUGAAGUGGACGGCCGAACAUUUUAGUGGCACAGACUGGUGUCAAAGGAUGCAACGGAACGCAAUCUACAAGAUUAUUGACGACCCUGYGACAUAUCCCAAGCCCAACCAGGAACAACUCCCUAUCCCCAGCAAGUCUACACUAGGCUUCAACAGACUGGCCAGGUUUGCAAAGGAAGCAGUCUCGAACGCCCUACAGGAUCCUUCCGAACGAAAGCUAGCUGCCAGAAGGCCGGGCAAAGGAUGGGCUGAAGACGUCGACAAGUUACAUGGCAAUUACGACUACCUGAUGUUCUCGAAUGUAUACUACGCGCAUCCUGAGGUCCGCCGUGACGUUCUCAAUUGGGGACAGUGGAUGGUGCACGACAUAGGUGUUUGUGGAUUCCGGCUGGACGCAGCGCAGCACAUUCCACGAAACUUCAUUCGCGAAUGGAUCGCGACCGUUCAGAACAGCAGCGUACGUCGACACAACAAAGACGUAUUCAUCGUGGGGGAGUUUUGGUCAUCCAAAGCCCAAGGUUUACUUGACUGGAUCGAUGCUGUCACUCCUCCCGGCUCAGCUGUCCUUGCUCAUGCUUUCGAUACGCCGUUGCUGUACAGUUUCUCGCGGGUUUCCGAGGAUGUGCGCAAAGGGAGCAAGAAUGCAGAUCUGCGGACCUUACUUCCUGGACCCGGUGAGUCUGGCAAGCAAGCUCUGGUUACAUUGCGUCCUAGGCAGGCUGUGACAUUUGUAACCAACCACGACACUCAGCCUGGACAAUCUAGCUAUACUCCCAUGGGAUCGACCAUCAAGUCACUAUUCUAUGCAUUUAUCCUAUUGAGACAAGAAGGCCAUCCGAGCGUCUUUUGGGGAGACGUGUACGGCACGCUGGGCGACAAGUCUCAGGGCCCAGCUUGUYAAGUGCCCUGCCAGAGCCUUACCAACAUGACGAGGUCUAUUCUGCCAUCUUUGAUGCUAGUGCGGAAGCUGUUUGCGUAUGGCGCUCAGAGAGAUUACCUCGAUAGCAUGUCAUGCAUCGGCUGGACACGCGCUGGCACGCAUGACAGACCCGGGUGCGCGGUGGUCAUGAGUAUUGGCUCGGCGGAUAAGUGGACUAUCAAGAAAAUGGCAGCUGGCAGACCUGGUGAAAGAUGGAUCGAUAUUCUCAGUGAGGAAGAAGGCAGGCCGGAGAUCGUCAUUGAUGAUGAUGGCUGUGGUGUGUUUGCCUGUCGAGGCAUGGGCGUUUGCAUCUACGUUCAUGCAGACGUGUUGUCCACGGGGAUGUUUCCUGUUGAAUUCGAUCACGAUGCAUAUCGGCAGUAG